GAUGGCGGCUCCGCCUGACGAGGAGAGCUUGGAGUCUCGCAUCAACAAAGCAACAAACCCUCUGAAUCGAGAGAUUGACUGGGACAAUGUUAAGGCUUUCUGUGAACUGCUGAGCAAUGAGCCUGAGGGUCCUCAACUGGCUACCAGACUCCUGGCUCACAAGAUCCAGUCGCCUCAAGAAUGGGAGGCCAUGCAAGCACUUACAGUAAGAUAUUAUGAAGCUAUUUUGUCAUGCCCACCGUUUGAUCAGGUCCUUGAGACAUGCAUGAAAAACUGUGGAAAGAGGUUCCACAGCGAAGUCGGCAAAUUCCGCUUCCUCAAUGAGCUCAUCAAAGUGGUUUCUCCUAAGUAUCUGGGUUCUCGGGCCCCAGAGGCAGUGAAGAAGAAGGUUCUGGAAGUCAUGUACAGCUGGACUGUUAGUCUACCAGAAGAGACCAAGAUCUCAGAUGCUUAUCAGAUGCUCAAGAAACAAGGCAUUGUGAAACAGGACCCCUCCCUUCCUGAUGACAAACCUCUCCCACCACCCCCACCCAGACCCAAAAACGCCAUAUUUGAAGAUGAGGAGAAGUCCAAGAUGCUGUCUCGGCUCCUGAAUAGCACUCACCCUGAGGACCUGAGAGCAGCAAACAAACUCAUCAAGGAAAUGGUUCAGGAGGACCAGAAGAGAAUGGAGAAGGUGUCGAAGCGUGUCAACGCCAUUCAGGAGGUGAAGGAGAGCGUAGGCCUGCUGACACAGCUCCUAAACGACUACAGCAAGGACAGCACCUCCCAAAGCAACGAGGAGCUCAUUAAGGAUCUUUAUCAGCGUUGUGAGAAGAUGAGGCCCACGUUGUUCAGACUGGCCAGUGACACAGAAGACAACGAUGAAGCUUUAGCUGAGAUCCUGCAGGCCAAUGACAGCUUGACACAGGUCAUCAACUUGUACAGACAGAUGGUGAAGGGAGAAGUGGUGAAUGGAGACAGUAGCACCAGUGUCAUCACAGGGGGCAGCACAGCACUGCUGGACCUGACGGGAUUGGAUACCUCCCCAUCAGUUCCAUCAUUCCCAGAAUUCCCUUCACAACCCACUCCUUCACAAGAAGUAGGAAUAAGUCUACUGGAUGACGAGCUGAUGUCACUUGGUCUUACUGAUGUCACACCUGGUUCUAACGUGGCUUCUCAGUCUGGCGACGCCACCACAUGGAACUCGUUUCAGUCCUCAGACACUGCCGACACGCCCGCCCCGGCUGUCCCCUCUGCGGUCCUGUUACCAGCAGUUACAGCGGCCUCCCCGGCACCCGCCAAUCAACCUCCGCCCCCCACCAAGGCUCUGGACGAGCUGGAUCUGCUGGGCAAGACACUACUGCAACAGUCACUCCCGCCCGAGAGCCAGCAGGUCAAAUGGGACAAAUUACAGCCUCAGUCUAGACCAACCCUAAGAGAUCUCCAGACGAAGUCCUCCACCAACCCCACCACAACACCAAGCCCCGUUCUGACUUUGUCUUCAGAGCAGCCAAACGCUCUCCUAAACUCACAGCCCAGCCUUGGAGCUCCCUCUCUAGCUACGACUGUCUCCACUCCUCCUCAAGACGAGAUCUCCUUGGCUAACAUGACUGUGCCUCUCGAAUCCAUCAGACCUAGCAGCCUGUUGCCAGUGACGAUCUUUGACAAACACAGUUUGCGGGUGCUGUUUCACUUCGCGCGGGAUUCCCCUCCCUCUCGCCCCGACGUGCUUGUGGUGAUAAUCUCGAUGCUGUCUUCUGCGCCGACCCCAGUCAUCAACAUCCGUUUUCAGGCUGCUGUUCCCAAGACCAUGAAAGUAAAGCUUCAGCCUCCAUCAGGCACAGAGCUCCCUGCCUUUAACCCCAUCCUUCCACCUGCUGCUGUCACACAGGUGCUGCUACUGGCCAACCCACACAAGGAGAAGGUACGGCUGAAAUACAAGCUCACGUUUGAUUUAGGAGAAGAAUCGUACGACGAAAGUGGAGACGUAGAGCAGUUCCCACCUCCAGAGAACUGGGGGAACCUUUAGAGGGGACGGACUCAUUUCCCCCGCCCACCAUUAACCCCGCAGUUUCCUGUUUGUCUCGCCCAAUGGCGUUAACCGUCUCAUUAUGUCAGUGGUCCUGCCCUUAGAUCCACAAAUCUCCAUGCUGUCAUCUCGACUCUCUCUUUCCUUCUGUGUAGACUGAAAUGAAGUGUUUUUCCGUUUGUUUGUUUCAUUCUGAGGAUGGUUCUACACCCAUCUUCCCUCUGCUUUACUUACUGUAUUCUACUUCAUUUUGUGGAACAGUCAAUGACACAUGCCUUUUUAAAACAGAAAAGCGCUGUGUGUGUGUGUGUGUGUUAGUUCUCCAUAAAUAACUCCCUUGUGAUGUCAU
Chanos chanos (milkfish) is the source of this 2360-nucleotide messenger RNA. It is a transcript of the gene gga1, whose product is annotated as golgi-associated, gamma adaptin ear containing, ARF binding protein 1. Lineage: Eukaryota; Metazoa; Chordata; Actinopteri; Gonorynchiformes; Chanidae. Gene Ontology annotation, molecular function: ubiquitin binding; small GTPase binding; phosphatidylinositol binding. The record is from RefSeq and is a predicted model, not a curated record. Gene Ontology annotation, cellular component: trans-Golgi network. The coding region runs from base 2 to 2011 and encodes 669 amino acids. The transcript has 17 exons. Gene Ontology annotation, biological process: Golgi to plasma membrane transport; protein localization to cell surface; intracellular protein transport.